This is a messenger RNA of Zea mays, 1325 nucleotides long. RefSeq names its product putative B3 domain-containing protein Os08g0157700. The transcript has a single exon. The record is from RefSeq and is a predicted model, not a curated record. The coding region runs from base 277 to 1026 and encodes 249 amino acids. Gene Ontology annotation, molecular function: DNA binding; DNA-binding transcription factor activity. NCBI's taxonomy places the organism in Eukaryota, Viridiplantae, Streptophyta, Magnoliopsida, Poales, Poaceae.
CAAGAAGCUUCUCUUCUUGCAUUGUUUCUCUCGUCAAAGCUGAUUCCUCCUCUAGCCAUGCUCCUCUACUACUCUCUCGUUGCUCAUCAAGAAAUAUAUGACAGGUAGCCAGCUAGACAAGAUGAAGCGCUCUUAUCUAGCUCUUCAGUUGCAUUAGAUUCAGACAUGCUCCAUCUGCCCUAGAUAUCCAAGAAAAUUCCCUCCCAAAACAUUUUCUAGAUCUUGUGCGCUAUAUAUCUAGCGAGCGAGAGAGAGAGAGACCGGCCAAUUGAUCCCAUGCUGCACAUGGACCUGAGCUUGGGCACACUGGUAGAAGUAGAAGACAGUCAAGAAGUGCAAGAAGAAGACAACAACUUGUACAAGCAGCAACGGGCUCUAGGUCAAGAUCUGCACCGCCGGCAAGGUGUCAGCGGCGGCGGGCCGAGCCACAGCCACGGGGUGGAGCGGGAGCACAUGUUCGACAAGGUGCUGACCCCGAGCGACGUAGGCAAGCUCAACCGGCUGGUGGUGCCAAAGCAGCACGCGGAGCGGUUCUUCCCGGCGGCCGGCGCCGGGUCGACGCAGCUGUGCUUCCAGGACCGCGGCGGGGCGCUGUGGCAGUUCCGCUACUCCUACUGGGGGAGCAGCCAGAGCUAUGUCAUGACCAAGGGGUGGAGCCGCUUCGUCCGCGCCGCACGACUUGCCGCGGGGGACACCGUCACCUUCUCCCGCAGCGGCGGCGGCCGAUACUUCAUCGAGUACCGCCACUGCCAGCGCCGGCGCCGCGACGUCGAUAUCAGCUUCGGCGACGCUGCCACCGUGCCGGCGUGGCCGAGGCCGAUAGUUAUCGGAACCGCGGCCAUGAAUAAUGGGGGUGCAACGGUGGCGUCCGCCACCAUCGCCGGCCAUGACAUCGAGGUGGCAGUGGCACCCUCGGGGGCGAGGAGCUUCAGGCUCUUCGGGUUCAAUGUUGAGUGCAGCGGCGACGAUGCACCGGCACCGGCACCUGCUCCCGCCGAAGUGGAGUAUGUCGACGGCGACACCUAGUAGCAGCGGCGGCGUAGAGUGCGCAGAGAGACGAUGAACGAUGGUGAUCUACUGAUCAGGGACCUUAUUACACCAUAGGUGGCGUGCAUGCCUUGUUGAAUCUUAAUUAGUCAUGUUAUUUCUUUGUUGAUUCCCAUUUGCACUGAUGAUUUAUUUUAGGUCGUAACUGCAUGAAGCUAGUAACUAAUGGUCCCUUGUUGAUUAUGGCCAAUGCAAGAGGGUAAUUAUUUACUAUGGUUUAGUUGAGCAUCUAGCUGUCCCUGAGAUUGAUGAACAAACGAUCAUAAGGUUUUGAAUCA